GCCCUGAAGGCGCCGGACUCCCAGCGACGGCGGGGAAAAGAACAGUGUUAAAAUGUUAAAAGCAGUUCUGAAGAAGAGCAGAGAUGGCGCAAAGGCCAGCAAAAAGGAAUCCGGUGACUCAUGUUCAGAAAGUGCACUACAGAUAAUUUCUACAUCUGGCCACAAUGCAGACAUUCCUGGUGGUGUACAGCCUCUAUCUGAAGAUGCCUACAGAAUGAAUUUAACCAAAGGGGUCUCUAUGUCUUUGCCAUCAUCACCUUUGCUGCCUCGUCAUGCUUACUUGAUGCAAUCUAGAGCAAGCAAAAAAUCUCCAGGUCCAGUCAGGAAGCCCAAGUAUGUGGAGAGUCCCCGGGUGCCCGGGGAUGCAGUCAUCGUACCGGUGAGGAAAGUGUCAGAGCCAACGGAACACAGUCAGAAUGAAACAAAGUCAGAGAAAGAAUCGAGCUGUUCACCAGCAGCUCAGGAACUGAUGACGAGACUGGGAUUUCUACUUGGAGAAGGCAUCCCAACCUCUGCCCAUAUCUCUGUAGAAGAAAAACAUGAAACUAUGUGCACAGUAGUUAGUCAAGGAGUCAGUCCCUGUUCUACGCUAACUAGCAGCACGACAUCACCUAGCACCGAUAGUCCCUGCUCAACUCUGAAUAGCUGUGCUGGCAAACCAGCAGCCAACAGAGGUAGUCCCUGUGGGACCAUUAGCAGCCCAAGCUCCACAUUGGAAAGCAAGGACAGUGGUAUUAUAGCAACAGUAACAAGUUCAUCUGAAAAUGAUGACCGCAGUGGAUCCAGUUUGGAAUGGAGUAAAGAUGGUAGUCUCAGAACUGGUUCACAUCAAGGAAUUAUUCACGAACGAAGGACAGAUAAUUGUUCACCAGUUGCCGAAGAGGAGACAGUUGGCUGUUCAGAAACUCUGCCAAAAGUAGAAACAUCUUCUGGAGAUGGUAGUGUCCCUUUCACACAGGGCAUGGCCACACCAUAAUCCCCAAAUAGCUUUUCAGCAACUAGUUCCACCAAGUUGGAAGACCUGAGCUAUUUGGAUGGACAGAGGAAUGCUCCCUUAAGAACCUCGAUUCGCUUGCCAUGGCAUAACACAGCUGGAGGGAGAGUUCAGCAAGAAAUCAAAGCACGUUUUGCCCCCUAUAAGCCUCAAGACAUUUUGCUAAAGCCACUAUUGUUUGAAGUGCCAAGCAUAACAAUGGACUCUGUGUUUGUCGGAAGAGACUGGUUGUUUCAAGUUAUAGAGGAAAAGCUGAAGAAUACAGAGCAGGCAGAGACCAGGGGAGCUGCCAUCAUUGGAAAUGUGGGAUUUGGGAAGACUGCUAUUAUCUCAAAACUUGUGGCACUUAGCUGCCAUGGAAGUCGCAUGAGGCAAAUUGCUUCCACCAGCCCAAGUUCUUCUCCUAAAAGCAGUGACCCCUGUCAAGAGAUUCCUCUCAGCCAGUUGUCCCCCUCUAUUGUUACCUCAGGUGGCAUCAGUACAAUCAAAACCUUGAACUGCCCCUCUGCUCACGAACAUCAAAACCAAACAAGUGAUUCAGUUAGACGGCUUGCUUCAAAGGUUGUUGCCUACCACUACUGCCAAGCUGACAAUACAUAUACAUGUCUUGUCCCAGAAUUUGUGCAUAGCAUUGCAGCUUUACUAUGUCGGUCACAUCAGCUAACAGCAUAUAGAGACCUUCUGAUAAGGGAACCACACCUCCAAAGCAUGCUUAGCCUUAGGUCCUGUGUUCAAGAUCCAGUAGCUGCAUUCAGAAGAGGAGUGCUAGAACCACUUGCUAACCUUAGGAAAGAACAGAAAAUUCCACAAGAGGAAUGCAUCAUUUUGAUAGAUGGCUUAAAUGAGGCUGAAUUUCACAAACCUGAUUAUGGGGAUACAGUUUCUUCAUUCAUUGCAAAUAUUAUUUCUAAAUUUCCUCCCUGGUUAAAACUGAUUGUGACUGUACGAACAAACUUUCAGGAGUUAACCUGCUCACAACCUUUCUUCAUGAUCUCCCUAGAUGAUUUCCCUGACAACAAAGAAAUACAAGCUGAUCUGAAUGCCUAUAUUCAGUACAGGAUCAAUGCGAGCCAGGAUAUUGUAAACAACAUAUCUCUGAAUGGAAAAGCGGAUGCCGCUAUCAUUGGGAAAGUGAGCAACCACUUGAUCAUGAGGAGCAUGGGAUCUUAUCUCUACUUGAAACUGACCCUAGAUCUCUUUCAGAAGGGACACCUAGUAAUCAAAAGUGCCAGCUACAAGGUAGUCCCAGUCUCCCUCUCAGAGCUUUAUUUGCUUCAGUGUAACAUGAAAUUCAUGACUAAUUCAUCGUUUGAAAGAGCCCUGCCGGUGCUCAACGUGGCUUUAGCAUCCCUUCAUCCAUUGACAGAUGACCAGAUUUUCCAAGCUAUUAAUGCUGGCCAGAUACACGGCGAACAGGAGUGGGAAGAAUUCCAUCAGAGGAUGGAGGCCCUUUCAGGGUUUCUGAUAAAAAGGCGUGACAAAACGCGGAUGUUUUGCCAUCCUUCUUUCCGGGAAUGGCUUGUUUGGAGAGCAGACGGUGAAAAUACUGACUUCCUGUGUGAACCAAGGAAUGGGCAUGCUCUCCUGGCAUUCAUGUUCUCUCGGCAGGAAGGAAAGCUUAACCGUCAGCAAACAAUGGAACUUGGGCAUCACAUUCUAAAAGCUCAUAUUUUCAAGGGACUCAGUAAGAAGACUGGGAUUUCUUCCAGUCAUCUUCAAGCCUUGUGGAUUGGCUACAGCACUGAUGGCUUGUCAGCAGCCCUUGCAUCUUUACGAAAUCUCUACACUCCUAAUGUAAAGGUGAGUCGUCUGCUGAUUUUGGGUGGUGCAAAUGUGAAUUACAGGACAGAAGUUCUUAACAACGCUCCAAUACUAUGUGUCCAAUCUCACCUCGGCCAUGAAGAAGUGGUCCUCCUCCUGCUAGAAUUUGGUGCUUCAAUGGAUGGCUUUUUAUUAGGAAAUACUUUGGUUCAUAGCGCUUUAAGAGGCCAUUCCGAUAUUCUUGAAUAUUUGCUGAACUUGGAUUGGACAGCCUCUUCCCAUUCGCAGAGUUCACUGACAAAACGUCAGGCACUUCAACAGGCGCUGACGGCAUCUUCGAGCAUGGGGCAUUGUCAGGUGGUUCAUUUUCUGAUAAGAAUGGAAAAAGAGCCUAAAAUAGACAUCAAUGAAACAGAUACCCUGUGGGGAGAAACUGCUUUGACAGCUGCUGCUGGGAGAGGAAAACUGGAAACGUGCGAACUGCUGCUCGAACAUGGUGCUCUUGUAACGAGAAAUAAUAGGAGAGGGAUCCCUCCACUCUUCUGUGCUGUGCGCCAAGGACACUGGCAGAUUGCAAAACUUCUACUGGAACAUGGGGCUGAUGUAAAUCUCAGUGACAAACAAGGCCGGACGCCACUGAUGGUGGCUUCUUGUGAAGGACAUCUGAGCACAGUAGAGUUUCUGAUCUCCAAAGGUGCAGACAUUUCAUUGCUCGAUAAAGAGGGCCUGACGGCACUGAGCUGGGCCUGCCUCAAAGGACACAACAGUGUGGUUCAAUGUUUGGUUGAAAAAAAUGCCACAAUAGACCAGACGGACAAGAAUGGAAGAACACCCUUGGAUCUAGCGGCUUUCUACGGAGACUCAGAUAUUGUGCAGUAUUUAGUAGACAAAGGAGCAGUGAUUGAACACGUUGACAAUAGUGGGAUGCGCCCCUUGGACAGAGCAAUUGGAUGUCGGAAUACAUCAGUUGUGGUUACGCUGCUUCGAAAAGGAGCCAAAUUAGGAAAUGCAGCCUGGGCUAUGGCCACUUCGAAACCUGAUAUUCUGAUAAUCCUCCUGCAAAAGCUUGUUGAAGAAGGAAACAUAAUGUACAAAAAAGGGAAGAUGAAAGAGGCGGCACAGCGGUACCAGUAUGCCUUAAGGAAGUUUCCUCGGGAGAGUUUUGGAGAAGAAAUUAAAGCAUUCAAUGAGCUCAGAGUUUCUCUAUACCUAAACUUGUCACGAUGCCGAAGAAAAACAAAUGAUUUUGGCAUGGCAGAUGAGUUUGCUACUAAGGCACUUGAACUCAAACCCACAUCCUACGAAGCCUACUAUGCCAGAGCAAGAGCCAAGAGGAACAGCAGGCAAUUCCAUGCAGCCCUCAGUGACCUGCGUGAAGCCAUAAAGUUGUGCCCUGGUAACCAAGAAAUAAAGAGACUGCUCGCUCGAGUUGAAGAGGAGUGCAAACAACUCCAGAGGACACAGCAACAAAAACAGCAGUGUCCUCUGCCAACCCAGCAGAGUAACGACUCUGACAAUGAGGGGGAAGCUCUUGUGCAGGACCCCUUCAGCUUGGAAGAGAUAGAAGAGGAGGAAUUUUUGCAUGAGGAGGCUCCUGGCCCAUCUACACAGAGGCUGCCACUUUCCCAAGCUGCUUCCUCUUGCAACAGAAACCCCCCAGAAGGGAGUCCCCAGAAAUUUAGGCCUAUUUCCCCCCCAAAUAGAGCAGGCAGUAAAUAUCUGCGAGAGCCUGGCUUGACAAUGCAGCCCACCAAACAAGCCCAGAUAGUGAAAACUAAUCAGCAUCUGAAUUCCAUCCAGUCUGGGGCAAGAGCUGGAAGGGGUCAGCCUGCCACAAGGACUCAGCCCCUUCAGUAUCUUCCUCCAAGCCCUGUGCCCUCCAGGCACCUCACAAAUCUAAGCAACAAUAAAAGCCAGCAUCUGGAUGGCACAACCACACUUUCUGCAAGCAUGACUGCAGGAAGUAGCUCUGCAGUAUUCAGUGAAAGACUAACAGCCGGACAGUUUCCGUACUUGCAGCAUAGUGACAAAGGAUCUUCUCACAUUUUCUUAACCAAAUCCAAAACUCACGAGAGACUAGCCGUCCAUGCUCCUCCAAACAUGGAGAAAACAGGUCAGUUUCCAUCUCCAGGAAUUAGUGAGGUAAGGCAGCAAAGCUCUGUGAGCUCUAGUCCCGUUUCUGCCAACAUGGUAGUUUCCAGCUCAACAAGCAGCUUAUCUUCAAGCAGCAGCUUUUCUGAGAGUCUGAAAGGGCAAGGUCCUGAUGUCCGAAUGAAGGAGAGCAAAGCUAACCAAGGUCAGAGUGGAACAGCAGAACACAGGCCUCGAAAUACUCCCUUCAUGGGAAUCAUGGAUAAGACUGCACGGUUCCAACAGCAGAUGAACCCAUCAAAUCGCAGUUGGCAUGGCCAGACUGCAGAGGGAUUCCUGAAAGGUGUUGUGACAACUGGAGGAACUCCAUCUUCAAGUUGCGAGCAGUUCCCUGCCAAGCAGUUAGGCAGCUAUGGAAAUCAAACAUUCUCCUCUUCUUCCAUUUUGACAUCAGGGGAGAGUAUCCAGAAUGGGAUGCAGUCUAAAGAACUUGAGGAACUCAAGUGCCAAGCAUCUGCCUCCUCACAAGACAGCAGGAUAGCUAAGCCCGUGGCUCAUUUGUACCAGGAAGUUCUCGCUAAACAGCACUCUCAGCUUAAUAAAGACAUUCAUCCAAGUCAUGUCACUUCUACAAAGCCAAAGCGAUCUUUUGUAGAAUCUAAUGUGUGAAUAGUUCUACCUGUUUUAUCACAAACCAUGUCUCUCUUUGGUUGUAAAACUUAGCACAUAGUGGCAUAUAACUAAAAUUAAUAGCUGGUAUUUUACAGGGUGUAUGACGAACUUUGAUCAUCCAGCCACCUCUUGAACAUUAAAACAGGCUGUCCAGUCAGCAAAAUAUGGGCUACCACCACUUAGUUUAUUAACGCAGUGGAGGUGGAAUUCCAUCACUGAUGUCAAAUUUAAGAGAGGAUUUAAACCUGCUUGCCUGAUUAACUAUAUUAGUAAAAGUACCAAGCUAAGUCCUUUGUUUCGUACAGCCAUGUAUAUAUCCUGUUAAAAAAUGUUUUAACUCCUGCAAGGUGGUGGGAUCCGUAGCACACCCAGAUCUGUCCAUGACUGUUUUCCUGUCAGGAAGAUUAAGCAUUACUCUUCCAGCUUAAUUAAAAUACAAGUGUAAUUUCAGGAAACUUUCUGUCACUUCUGUGGAAGUCAUUCAGCAGCCAUAUUUUAUUUGAUUGUGUGAAUAAUUUUGACUUUAGUUACUGUAAGGCAGCAAAGAAAUUACAAAUGGGGGGGGUUGCAUGCAUUGUGUUCAACAUCCUGGUUAUUGCACUGAGUAAUAUAUGACAUGUUAACAACAUAUAACAGCACUUUACAUAGUUUAUCUAAACACCCUUUGAGGUGCUAUGUAAGUAACAAGAUGGAGAAUAAGGAAGAGGACUGCAAGUUUUUGCUAUGUUUUUAUAGAUCUCUGAAUGAACAUUGGUGGGAGGAAUAUGUGGACUUACUUUUAUAGGAAGGGGCACCUGAUACUGUCCCCUCAGUGCUUCAGUGGGAAACUUCUUAGUUGCGAGGCUGUUUCCAAGAUGACUAGUUUGUAAGGACAUUCCUGUAAGUAACAAAGGGCAACAGAAUACUCCACCUUGUACAAGCUCAACCUUUAACAAAUUACUCCCUUGUGUACAGUAUGUAUGUACAUUGUAAUGGCAUUCUCCGCACGAUUUUUAAAAAUUCCAUAAAGAAUUUGCAAUUUCUAAAUGAAUUGUUA
This is a messenger RNA of Gekko japonicus, 6554 nucleotides long. It is a transcript of the gene TANC1, whose product is annotated as tetratricopeptide repeat, ankyrin repeat and coiled-coil containing 1. The record is from RefSeq and is a predicted model, not a curated record. Gene Ontology annotation, molecular function: protein binding. Lineage: Eukaryota; Metazoa; Chordata; Lepidosauria; Squamata; Gekkonidae. The transcript has 28 exons. Gene Ontology annotation, biological process: regulation of postsynapse organization. Gene Ontology annotation, cellular component: glutamatergic synapse.